Molecule: messenger RNA, 1166 nt
Organism: Alosa alosa (allis shad)
Lineage: Eukaryota; Metazoa; Chordata; Actinopteri; Clupeiformes; Clupeidae
Gene: mgst3b
Product: microsomal glutathione S-transferase 3b
Exons: 5
Coding region: 104-529 (141 amino acids)
Cellular component (GO): membrane; endoplasmic reticulum; nuclear envelope
Molecular function (GO): glutathione peroxidase activity; glutathione transferase activity
Source: RefSeq, a predicted model, not a curated record
CUCACAAAUAUCUUGUGUUUCACAAUAUGGCGAUUCAAAGCAGUUGGUGAAGAACAAGCAUAUACACUAGUUGGAUACUAAAGUUAACGACUAAAGUACCUGCAUGAUGGACGUUCUUGACGUGUUACCCUCGAAUUUCGGCCUUGUGAUCUUCACGUACCUGUACAGUUGGAUAAUGCUAUGUUAUCUUGGAGUUCAGGUUGGGUCUGCAAGGAAGAAAUAUGACGUGAAGUAUCCAGCAAUGUACAGUGACAAGGACCAGGUGUUUAACUGCAUUCAGAGAGCACAUCAAAAUACCCUGGAGGUGUAUCCUCAGUGGCUCGUCUUUCAGACAAUUGCAUCGUUGGUCUAUCCUGUUGCUGCCUCUGUGUUGGGUGCCAUCUGGGUGACCAGUAGGUUCUCAUAUGCCUGGGGCUACUACACUGGAGAUCCUGCAAAGAGGAUGCGUGGUGUUUAUGGCUACAUUGGAUACCUUGGAGUCAUCAUUCUUUCAAUUUCCGUUGCUUUGCAACUACUUAAAGUGUUCUGAUAAGUAAGGCAAAUAUUUGUUAUUGUCAUGGCGCACAGCUAGGUGAAAACAAUCAUGUUCCUCCAUUACAUAUUGCUGUAGAUUUGAUCUGUUUGUGAUGUGUUCUCUGAAAUUGAUCUGUCUGCAUAAUGCACUGCUUUUAGUAAAUUAUUCAAAAGGACCACUAUUGCUUUUUAUUACUUCUAGUAAUGACUUCAGAAGAUAAUUUUAGCUUUGUACAUCAUAAAUUGUAUUUGAUGAUGUAUUGCAUCAGUAACACUUAUCAAGGCAUGACUAUUUUGCAUAUCUUUGUCUUUUGACAACUGGAAACAUGUACAAUUAAACAUCAAUUAACAAAAACAUCUAUUUAGAAACAACUUCAUAUUAAAUAGUUUACUCAAUACCAGCCUUUGGGGUAGAAAGAGUAGUCUUUCUGCAAUGCUUUAGCUUUAUUCAGGUGAUCAUGUGACAUAACCCAGAAUGUCUUUAAAAGUUACUUGUUUGUUGGUUUUCUGUCAUAUGUCAUCAUGUAAUGUCUGAAAAUUAAAGUAUGCCAUUGAACUGUAACUUAGUUAUUUGAUAACAAAUGACAAACCUAUUCUAACUUCAUCCAAGGGCUUGUGUUUUAACAAUAAAGUAUUUUACAAUGUAUUGUCAA